GGGACGAUGUGUAUUCCCAGGGAGAGGGACCUGCCUGCCUGGGCUGUGUCCGACUGGCAUCGCGGCUGGCGUAACAGGAAAGGGAGUCGGAGAGCCUGUAUGCGCGGGCAGGUCUCGGUUUGUGUUGGAUACCAUUAUUAAUUGGAGCCUGAGAGAGAUCAGAUGUUCUCAAACAACGAUGAAGCUGUGAUCAACAAAAAACUUCCGAAAGAGCUGCUGCUUCGAAUUUUCUCUUUCCUGGAUGUGGUCACCCUGUGUCGCUGCGCUCAAGUUUCCCGGGCAUGGAAUGUGCUGGCCCUGGAUGGCAGUAACUGGCAGCGAAUUGACCUGUUUGAUUUCCAGAGGGAUAUCGAGGGCCGCGUCGUUGAGAAUAUUUCCAAACGAUGUGGGGGUUUCUUGCGGAAGUUAAGCCUGCGUGGCUGCCUGGGCGUGGGAGACAACGCGUUAAGGACGUUUGCGCAAAACUGCAGAAACAUUGAAGUAUUGAGCCUCAAUGGCUGUACCAAGAUCACAGACGCGACGUGUACCAGCCUCAGUAAGUUCUGCUCGAAGCUCAGGCACCUCGAUUUGGCUUCCUGCACUUCCAUAACCAACCUGUCCCUCAAAGCGCUCAGUGAGGGCUGCCCACUGCUGGAACAGCUGAACAUCUCCUGGUGUGACCAAGUGACCAAGGAUGGCAUCCAGGCUCUGGUGAGAGGUUGCAGUGGACUCAAAGCCCUAUUCCUGAAAGGCUGCACACAGCUUGAGGACGAAGCUCUGAAAUACAUCGGUGCCCAUUGUCCCGAACUGGUGACUUUAAACCUUCAAACAUGCUUACAAAUAACAGAUGAUGGUCUCAUUACAAUAUGCAGAGGAUGCCACAAGUUGCAAUCCUUGUGUGCUUCAGGCUGCUGCAACAUCACAGAUGCCAUCCUGAACGCUCUGGGACAGAACUGCCCGAGGCUCAGGAUAUUAGAAGUUGCGAGGUGUUCUCAACUAACAGACGUGGGCUUUACCACUCUAGCAAGGAACUGCCACGAGCUUGAGAAAAUGGACCUGGAAGAGUGCGUCCAGAUAACAGACAGUACGCUAAUCCAGCUUUCCAUACACUGUCCGCGGCUCCAGGUUCUGAGUUUGUCCCACUGUGAACUGAUCACGGAUGAUGGGAUUCGUCACUUGGGAAACGGCGCCUGCGCACACGACCGUUUGGAGGUGAUCGAGCUGGACAACUGCCCUUUGAUCACGGACGCCUCCCUGGAGCACCUGAAAAGCUGCCACAGCUUGGAGAGGAUAGAACUGUACGACUGUCAGCAAAUCACGCGGGCAGGGAUCAAGAGACUCAGGACCCAUUUACCCAGUGUUAAAGUCCAUGCCUACUUCGCGCCUGUGACUCCCCCUCCUUCGGUCGGGGGCAGCAGACAACGCUUCUGCAGAUGUUGCAUCAUCCUAUGACACUGGAAGCCAUCCUCCUCGCAAACUGAGUAUUUAAAUCCGCUUGUAGAAUUACGGUGGACACCAGUAUCUUCAAGGAAAAGCGAUACCAGUGUCAUUUGCAAGGGCCAGCGAACAGGGCCAGCGGCGCCGGGUCCCUGUAGCCACCCAUACGCAUCCAUAUCCGUGUCCCACCUGUCCCGGCAAACUGAUGAACUUCGCAGUGUGGGAGCUGGAGCUGUGUUGGCUUUUUUUUUUCCCGUAGGUGGAUUGGUAUCAUUCUGAACCAUUCCUACUGGGCAUGCUCAGAUGAAACCCUUGCGGUAAGGAGGGGAGAUUUUUAUCAACCCAGAAUAACCGGCGUUGCCGUUGAGGUUGGAAUAGUAACUGGAAUCCUUUGAAAUAGGGAGAGAGAAGGAACGUGCUUUAACCCUGCAUCUCUUGGCCACGAGGCAAGAAAAAAAAACCACCAACCCACAAACCCAAAUCUGAAAAUCCUGAGUUUUGUGUCCGUUUUUCAGGGAGGGAAUGAAACAGCAGCUGUUGUGAGACAGGAUUUACUUGUGCUUCUCGACUUCCCGUUGCCUGCUGGCCACCCUGAGCAUGCUCACGUCGAAGGUUCAUUGUUUCUUCUGUGUCCCGUAGCAUCCAGCUCGGAGGCUUCUUAGAUCCUUGUGGUAUAGCUUCAAAUCUGUAACAUCAGGCUCGGGGUGGUUUUUUUUCCUACUUUCCCUCCAUCCUGCUUUCUUUCUUUUUUUUGUUUAAAGAUAUCUUAAUUCAAUAAUUUUUUCAGAUUCACCAAACAAAAGCUACGAAUCAAUCGUUUAAAUUGAAAAAGAGUACGUUUGACCCUUAGAACCCUGAGCCUGUCACGACCCACGCGGAGGAUUCGAAGUGGCAAACGACUUUAUUUUAUCAGCCAUUGGGUGUCCAGAUUUGGUUUUGCAUUUCAGGUUUUAUCCCGGUGAUGAAAAUAUAACACUCAAUAGAGGGGGGAAAAAGCUAUAGUCUGUGUUCCAGUGACUCAGUUUCCUCCUCCCGCUCUCCUUUCCCGUGAGGAAAAGCAAAGUAGAAUCUUUCUGCUUGUUGCCCUGAUCAAGAAAUAAUAGAAGCGGGAGAAACAGCGGGCUUGAAAAUACGCCCUCGAUGAUUUUUGCACGCCGAGGUGCGAGCGCUGGGUGGUUUUGCUUUGCGUCUUCUGCAGGUAAGUGGCUCGUCCUGGCGAAGGAGCCAUGGGAAUGGAUCAGGGCUUUGCUGUGUCCUUCCCGGCUGCCGGCGGGGACGUAUUCGGAGCUGGUUGAGAGGCAUUUCAGGCAGGAUGAGGUGCUUCAAGAGCGUCGCCAGCGCCAGCCGGCUCGGUGACCUCCUGGUUCCUUGAUGCUGGCAGCUCCAGCUGCCGAGCGUGAAACAGGAACAGAUGGGCAGACGCCAAGGGUUUAAUAGGGCAGAACUUGGUCAAACUCUUCACGAGUUUAUGGAAGACGAGCUGGCAUGUAAGUAAUUGCGCUCUUCCUGCGAUGGAAGGGAGCGUUGCGUGGUUAUGGAUGGGUUCCCCACUGACCGAGACAGAGACGAGCAAGUCUGUGUAAUCAUCCUGGCUGCCAACGGCCGAGGCCGUGAUGCUUCACCGCGAUGCUGAAGAAAAGCUGAGGGAAGAGCACGAGGAACGGCUCUUUUAGGGUCCGGGGGGGUUGGUUGUUUUUCCACUGAGGCUUUGCUUUGAGGACCGGGUGUUGCUUCCCACCCGCUGUCUGAGCUCUUCAGGCAGUCAGAAGGGGUCCCUUAGUAGCGCCAAAGCUGUAUCCCCUUCGAUGUCUCUCCCCGUCUGUAUAUGCUUAACGGAGUCUCGCAGGCGCGCGGCGUGCCGGGAGGAAAUCCAGUCUGCUGUCUUUAAAAGGAUACUGUCAACGCCUUCCCUGUAGAUCGCUUGGAAUCGGUUAUAUUUAUUCAAAUCCUCUUUAGCGCCGUGGAUUCUCUCUCUCUCCUCGACGAGCAUGUUCCCAGCCCAGUUGCAGGACUUUUUUUUUCUCCCAUUUUCAGGGUGGCGGAAGAUAAAAGGCGGAUGCGCCUGGGACAGCCCUGGCGGUGUUUGCACAGGGAAAGACUCCGGGUUUGGUUUAUCCCGAGCUAAAAUGGAUUUAGCGAGCCAGGGUGUCGUUGGCAGACUGAUUUCUUUGGAACCAAGCAGAGUUUUUCCAGGGAAAACUCCAGCCUGCAGAACCCAAAGCAGUUUUAUUUUGCUUUCCAGGCGGGGUGACAGCAUUAAGGUAGCUCCAACUACUUGACAGUGUCCUUUUAAGUCAAUUAUCCGUCUUCAAAUGGACUCUUCCUUAUGUUUGUAUUUAUAAAUACCAAUAAACACCAUUUUCCAAGGUUUGUCUUACUGGAGG
This is a messenger RNA of Cuculus canorus (common cuckoo), 3800 nucleotides long. It is a transcript of the gene FBXL20, whose product is annotated as F-box and leucine rich repeat protein 20. Bases 163 to 1431 code for a protein of 422 amino acids. Gene Ontology annotation, molecular function: protein binding. Lineage: Eukaryota; Metazoa; Chordata; Aves; Cuculiformes; Cuculidae. The transcript is spliced from 15 exons. The record is from RefSeq and is a predicted model, not a curated record. Gene Ontology annotation, cellular component: SCF ubiquitin ligase complex. Gene Ontology annotation, biological process: SCF-dependent proteasomal ubiquitin-dependent protein catabolic process.